Erigeron canadensis is the source of this 636-nucleotide messenger RNA. RefSeq names its product putative F-box protein At1g52490. Gene Ontology annotation, molecular function: protein binding. The transcript has a single exon. The record is from RefSeq and is a predicted model, not a curated record. The coding region runs from base 1 to 636 and encodes 211 amino acids. NCBI's taxonomy places the organism in Eukaryota, Viridiplantae, Streptophyta, Magnoliopsida, Asterales, Asteraceae.
AUGGCGACUGCAGGGAUUGCGUUUGAUGUGUUGGAGCAAAUACUCGUUCGAUUGGAGAUAAAAGACUUGAUACGAUGCAAAACGGUGUGUAAGUCAUGGUGCUCUCUGAUUUUAAGUCAAUCUUUUGUUAAACUUCAGUUAACCUAUUCUCGCAACAAUGAUGAUCUAAACUUACUUGGACAUAGAAGGGUCGCUAGGCCUACCAACAUACCUGAAGGCUACUUUCAUUACUACCAGUCGUAUGGUAUUGUUGGUUCUUCUAAUGGUUUGGUUUGCCAAAUAGAUUAUAAAAAACUUAUAGUGACCAAUCCUUUGACUUCCGAGCUCAAAAAAGUGCUACUACCACGUAUUACUUACUUGCGUUGUACUGAAUACGAAUUUUGUGUUGCUUUUGGUUAUGAUCCAUACAUAGAUGAUUACAAGGUUAUAGCUGCGGUUGUGGAAAGUUGGACCUGGCCAUGGUUAAGGCGAGAUAUGCCUACGAGUUUUUAUGUGUUCAUGUUGAAAGCCUUGUCACCGGCUUGGAGGCUCAUAGGACAAGUCAACUAUGGCCACAUUAAAAGUGGUAGGUCUGGCGUUUUAUGUGACGGGGCCCUUCAUUGGUUUAUGAGAAGUUAUGAAAAGGAUCUGAUAUGA